Rhizophagus irregularis DAOM 181602=DAOM 197198 is the source of this 828-nucleotide messenger RNA. RefSeq lists its product as uncharacterized. Lineage: Eukaryota; Fungi; Glomeromycota; Glomeromycetes; Glomerales; Glomeraceae. The record is from RefSeq and is a predicted model, not a curated record.
AUGUCUAAACAUAAAGAAUACACAGUUACAUUAAUUUCUUCAGGCCUAAUAGUGGACGCUCUACAUUAUGGGCCUUUUUGUCAUAAUUGGUGGAUUUCUAGACCUUCUGAAAAACGCGAAAAUCCAAUAUUUCUUUACCCUAUUAGAUUACGUAUGAAAACUCUAGUUAAUUUAAAAGACUGGAACUUUAUUAUUGAGGUUGUUGAAACCUUUUCAAAUUAUGGUCAAAUACCUGGAUAUAUUUGCAAAUGUAAUGGUAUUCAAAGUGAACUCUGCGAAUCACUUACAGCUGCAGUUAAUAGCAUUUAUAAAGAGAUCUUUCAGACAAAUGCCAAAUAUUCGGGGUCUGCAGUAAUGGAAUUUGACAUACCAAUUAUUUCUGAAGCAUUACUAAAGGAUUUACCAUUUCGUGCUUUCCUAUUUCCUUUAGAAAAAUUAAAUAUAUGGGUAUUGGGAAUUGGAAAAUUUAAUAAUAAUGAAUGGAAUUUUGCUGGAACUAGAUAUAAGACUUCUUUUAUAUACACAUAUCGAAAAAAAAGAUGUGUCUUUGUCCAGGAAUUAGAGGAUGAUUAUUGUCAGGUCACAAUAUACUUAGGAAAUGAAAUAUGUAAUAUUUAUGUUGAUAAUAAUCCAGAAUUGGUAUGGAAAGAAGUUGCAAUUUUACUACAAUAUGAAGGAAAAGAAUUGUUUGGGUUGGAAAAUAACAAAAUACAACAAUUGGUUUUGUCAACGCCUAGUUGUACAUUAGAAGAAUGGAAUGAUGAUGACGUGAUGAGAAGAAUGUAUUCACAUCAUCUUAGACGACAAAUUCCAGCAAUUAUCAACUGA